AAGAGAGAGGUGGUGAUUUCUGCACCAUGUGUUCCACGGGUGGGCACAGUGUUCAUACGUGAUCCUCUCUUUUAGGCAAGCCCAAACAAGGGUUUCUCCUUAUAAUACUAAGUUAAUGCAGAGCUAUUUACAUAUUUGAGACAAAGGGCUAAGAGAAAUGUGAGGCCCAAAUUUCCCUUUGCAAUUACUGCUGGCAAGGUGCAAGCUUUUAGUACGUGAACCAUUUUUCUGGAAAGCACACACAGGAAAACUGAAAUAUUCCUAAUGGGAGAAUCGACUUCUAUUGGUAACCAUAGCUUCUUUGCUGUAAGUACGGAAUCAAUAUUAACAGAAGCCCUUCCGCGUUCGUCGGUAACUAAGGGCAACCCGGCGCUCCCGGAUGUGACGUCAACGUUUUUGUCUCUUUUUUUUUCCGUCUAUCGGCGGAACUCUAGGCUCUCAGAUUUGGUUGCUGUGUACGUGGAAGAAGCAGGCGCAUGCGCACACGGCCCCAUUCGUCUCAGCUGUGCGGGAACCGCCGAAGGCCUGAGGCCUUCCCGCUUGGUGCUGCCGCCGCCACUGCCGGCUGAGGAGGGGCGAUGAGUUGGUUCAACGCCUCCCAGAUCUCCAGUUUCGCCAAGCAGGCCUUGUCCCAGGCCCAGAAGUCCAUCGACAGGGUCCUGGACAUCCAGGAAGAGGAGCCGAGCGUCUGGGCCGAGACCAUUCCGUAUGGAGAGCCGGGAAUAAGUUCCCCUGUCAGUGGAGGAUGGGAUACUUCAACCUGGGGAUUGAAAUCAAACACUGAACCUCAGAGUCCACCAAUAGCCUCUCCUAAAGCAAUCACAAAGCCAGUUCGGAGGACUGUGGUCGAUGAAUCUGAAAAUUUCUUCAGUGCCUUUCUCUCGCCAACUGAUGUCCAGACUAUUCAGAAGAGUCCAGUGGUAUCAAAACCUCCAGCAAAAUCACAACGACCAGAAGAAGAAGUGAAAAGCAGCUUACAUGAAUCCUUGCACAUUGGACAGUCAAGAACUCCUGAAACAACUGAAUCCCAAGUAAAAGACUCUUCUUUGUGUGUUUCAGGGGAAACCCUGGCAGCAGGUACUUCAUCACCUAAAACUGAAGGCAAGCAUGAAGAAACUGUUAAUAAAGAAUUGGAUAUGAAGAUGCCAACUGUACGUUUGAAAGUAUCUGAAGGUGUAAUUGAUGUGAAAACAACUACGGAAAGUAUAUCUAAUAUGUCUACACAGUCUCUCACAGCAGAAACAAAGGACAUGGCUUUGGAACCUAAGGAACAAAAACAAGAAGAUAGGCAGAGCAAUACACCUUCUCCUCCUGUUAGCACCUUUUCAUCAGGUACUUCUACCACCAGUGAUAUUGAAGUUUUAGAUCAUGAAAGUGUAAUAAGUGAGAGCUCAGUGAGCUCAAGACAAGAGACUACAGAUUCAAAAUCGAGUCUUCACCUGAUGCAGACAUCCUUUCAGCUUCUCUCUACAUCUGCUUGUCCUGAAUAUAAUCGUUUAGAUGAUUUCCAAAAACUCACUGAGAGUUGCUGUUCAUCUGAUGCUUUUGAAAGAAUAGACUCAUUUAGUGUACAGUCAUUAGAUAGCCGGAGUGUAAGUGAAAUCAAUUCAGAUGAUGAAUUGUCAGGCAAGGGAUAUGCUUUAGUGCCUAUUAUAGUUAAUUCUUCAACUCCAAAGUCUAAAACAGUUGAAUCUGCUGAAGGAAAAUCUGAAGAAGUAAAUGAAACAUUAGUUAUACCCACUGAGGAGACAGAAAUGGAAGAAAGUGGACGAAGUGCAACUCCUGUUAACUGUGAACAGCCUGAUAUUUUGGUUUCUUCUACACCAAUAAAUGAAGGACAGACUGUGUUAGAUAAGGUGACUGAGCAGUGCAAAUCUGCUGAAAGUCAGCCAGAAGCACUUUCUGAGAAGGAAGAUGUUUGCAAGACAGUUGAAUUUCUGAAUGAAAAACUGGAAAAAAGGGAGGCUCAGUUAUUAUCUCUUAGUAAGGAAAAAGCACUUCUAGAAGAAGCUUAUGAUAACCUGAAAGAUGAAAUGUUCAGAGUGAAAGAAGAAAGCAGUAGCAUUUCUUCCUUGAAAGAUGAGUUUACUCAAAGAAUUGCAGAAGCAGAAAAGAAAGUUCAGCUAGCCUGCAAAGAGAGAGAUGCUGCUAAAAAGGAAAUCAAAAACAUAAAAGAAGAACUUGCCACUAGAUUAAAUAGUAGUGAAACUGCAGACCUUUUGAAAGAGAAAGAUGAGCAGAUCCGAGGGUUAAUGGAAGAAGGGGAAAAACUUUCAAAACAGCAGCUGCAUAAUUCUAACAUCAUCAAGAAAUUAAGAGCUAAAGACAAGGAAAAUGAAAAUAUGAUUGCAAAGCUAAACAAAAAAGUUAAAGAGCUAGAAGAGGAGUUGCAGCAUUUGAAACAGGUCCUUGAUGGCAAAGAAGAGGUUGAGAAACAACAUAGAGAAAAUAUUAAAAAACUAAAUUCUGUGGUAGAACGCCAGGAGAAAGAUCUUGGUCGACUUCAAGUAGACAUGGAUGAACUGGAAGAAAAGAACCGAAGUAUUCAGGCUGCCCUGGAUAGUGCAUACAAAGAACUUACUGAUCUUCACAAAGCCAAUGCUGCAAAGGAUAGUGAGGCACAGGAAGCUGCUCUGAGCCGUGAAAUGAAAGCUAAAGAAGAACUUUCUGCAGCAUUAGAGAAGGCCCAAGAAGAAGCCCAUCAGCAGCAAGAAACUUUAGCCAUUCAAGUGGGGGACCUUAGGCUUGCAUUGCAACGCGCAGAACAAGCAGCUGCCAGAAAGGAGGAUUAUUUACGCCAUGAGAUUGGUGAACUUCAGCAGAGACUCCAGGAAGCAGAGAAUCGAAACCAGGAACUGAGUCAGAGUGUUUCAUCAACAACAAGACCACUGCUUCGACAGAUAGAAAAUUUGCAAGCAACCCUAGGGUCCCAGACAUCGUCGUGGGAGAAAUUAGAGAAGAAUCUUUCUGAUAGGCUUGGUGAAUCCCAGACCUUGCUGGCAGCAGCAGUGGAGAGAGAACAUGCAGCUACAGAAGAACUCCUUGCUAACAAAAUUCAGAUGUCUUCUAUGGAGUCACAGAAUUCUCUCUUAAGACAAGAAAACAGUAGAUUUCAAGCCCAGCUAGAAUCAGAGAAAAAUAGGCUACGAAAACUGGAGGAUGAGAAUAAUAGGUACCAGGUUGAAUUAGAAAACCUAAAAGAUGAAUAUGUAAGGACACUUGAAGAAACAAGGAAAGAAAAGACACUGUUGAAUAGUCAGUUAGAAAUGGAAAGAAUGAAAGUUGAACAAGAAAAGAAGAAAGCCAUUUUUACUCAAGAAGCAAUAAAAGAAAAGGAACGCAAGCCAUUUUCUGUUUCUAGCACUCCCACCAUGUCACGCUCAAGUUCAAUAAGUGGUGUUGAUAUGGCAGGACUACAGACAUCUUUUCUGUCUCAGGAUGAGUCUCAUGAUCAUUCAUUUGGACCAAUGUCUGUAUCAGCAAAUGGAAGCAACCUUUAUGAUGCCAUAAGGAUGGGAGCAGGAUCUAGCAUUAUUGAAAACCUACAGUCUCAGCUAAAGCUAAGGGAAGGGGAAAUUACCCAUUUACAGCUAGAAAUUGGCAAUCUAGAAAAAACUCGAUCAAUGAUGGCUGAAGAACUAGUUAAAUUAACAAAUCAAACUGAUGAACUUGAAGAGAAGGUGAAGGAGAUACCCAAACUUAGAACUCAGCUAAGAGAUUUGGACCAAAGGUACAACACUAUUCUGCAGAUGUAUGGAGAAAAAGCAGAAGAGGCAGAAGAACUUCGAUUAGAUCUUGAAGAUGUAAAAAAUAUGUAUAAAACUCAAAUAGAUGAACUUUUAAGACAAAGGCUCAGUUAACUUGUGAAAAUUUAAUUCCUGUCAAACUGAAUGUAAGCAUUUAACAUCUAAACAUUUAAUGUGGACUUCCAAUAAAUUCUUUUAUAGAAUUAGAAAAUGAGAUUUACUGUAGAGUGUAAAAAUUUUUUUAAAAAUUGUUUUACACUAUGUAGUAAUAUUUACAGUUAAAUUAUUUUGUGCAAUAUUUGAACUUUAUUUUUGAAACUAUUCUUUAAAGAUUUAUUUUUUAAAGCAUUCAUUUUUUUUCCUUGAAUAGCACAGAGAUUUAUUACUUUAUCCUUAUAUCAGUAUGGCUAGGGAAGAAGAAUGGUAUUCAUAUAUGUAUUGCAGAUAUACAACUAGUUGUUUAUAUAAUUUGUGUUUAUAUAUAUAUUAAGAACAUUUAAAGAGUAAUGUUAACAUACUGAAACUUUGAAAUCUUUCACAUUGAAGUUUUCAACAUAUCUUAUUACUCAUGAAAAUGUACAUUAAGUGUUUAAGUAAAAAAUUA
Messenger RNA from Sapajus apella (tufted capuchin), 4350 nucleotides. It is a transcript of the gene TMF1, whose product is annotated as TATA element modulatory factor 1. The record is from RefSeq and is a predicted model, not a curated record. Gene Ontology annotation, cellular component: Golgi apparatus; endoplasmic reticulum. The transcript has 18 exons. The coding region runs from base 579 to 3860 and encodes 1093 amino acids. Lineage: Eukaryota; Metazoa; Chordata; Mammalia; Primates; Cebidae.